Pyrenophora tritici-repentis Pt-1C-BFP is the source of this 408-nucleotide messenger RNA. RefSeq names its product DUF1421 multi-domain protein. Lineage: Eukaryota; Fungi; Ascomycota; Dothideomycetes; Pleosporales; Pleosporaceae. The record is from RefSeq and is a predicted model, not a curated record.
AUGAAGUUUACAACCAUCAUCACCCUCCUCUUCCUCGGCAUCGCCACUGCCCUUCCUACCGCAACCCUAGACGACGCCGGCACCUCUUUGGAUAGCAAUGACAAAACCGCGCCCAUUGCUAAUCACGACCGCCCCGCCAUCACCCUAGACGGAACCGAUAUCCAGAGCAUCAGCGAAGCGAGUGUGGACACCGCCAUUACCCUAGACGACGCGGACACCUCCCUGGACAGCAGUGAUGCAACCGUUGCACCCGCCAACACCCUCGACGAUGAUACCACCACUACCCCCCCAAACAACGACACAGCCGUUGCAACCGUCAACACCCCCGAUGACACCACCCCCCCUUUAAACAGCAGCGACGCAGCAGUAGGCACCCAUCAUGACAUUGCAAAGAGCUGCGACGUGUAA